Cheilinus undulatus (humphead wrasse) is the source of this 5813-nucleotide messenger RNA. It is a transcript of the gene atg9b, whose product is annotated as autophagy related 9B. The transcript is spliced from 14 exons. Gene Ontology annotation, cellular component: phagophore assembly site; autophagosome. The coding region runs from base 581 to 3010 and encodes 809 amino acids. The record is from RefSeq and is a predicted model, not a curated record. Gene Ontology annotation, biological process: protein localization to phagophore assembly site; autophagy of mitochondrion. Lineage: Eukaryota; Metazoa; Chordata; Actinopteri; Labriformes; Labridae.
UGUUUGUGAAAGACAAAAACAGACACUCGCAGGAUGGUGUGUUUGUGAAGCAAUGUAACGGACCUCUUGGUGGACUUAAAACCUCCGUGUCGUGAUUGAAACUUAGGUGUAUUUAUUAAUAAAGCUCAGGUCAAUAUUGGACUUGAAGAAGGGAGGAGAAAGAAGAUCCAGACCAGCAGAUGGACGAAGGGAACAAAACAAACCGUGUCACCCGGACUACAUGAGAGGCUGAAUCAUUCACAGGCUAAAUAACAGCCAAACAGUUGACAUUAAAUUCAGAGCCGUUCUACACAGGUCGGACUAAAAUUCAUUAGUUUACCCAGCUUUAGUUCUUUAACUUAAGUCUUAACGGCUUCCCAGUAAAUAGCAUGUUACCAUGGUAGUGUAGGGUUUCACGAGCGUUGUCCGUUAGACUAGCAAGCUAGCACGCUAAUGUUAGCCAUUGCUAACAUUACCCUUGUAGCAGAAACAGGAGUAAUUAGCAAGAUAAUGUUCUGAAUUUUCAGACUCCCCUCGUUUCUUGAAGUCUUAAUCGCAAGAAGGUCGCCAGUGAGAAGAAACGUUAAGAAUGUGAAGCAUAAUGGCGAACUUUGAGGCUUACCAGGAGUAUCAGAGAAUUGAGGAUUUCGAAGAGGACUCGCCACCAGGGGAGGAGGAUUUGCUGGUGCAUGUACCCGAAGGCCUGAAAGACUCAUGGCAUCAUAUCAAGAACCUGGAUAACUUCUUCACGAGAAUCUAUCAUUUUCAUCAGAAGAAUGGCUUUGCUUGUAUGAUGCUGACAGAGUUCUUUGAACUUGUCCAGUUUUUGUUUGUUGUUACAUUCACAACCUUCCUUGUCAACUGCGUGGAGUACGAUGUCCUUUUUGCAAAUAAACCAGUCAACCACACAGAGCCGGACCACAACCCCUUUAAUAGGAGCAAGGUCACAAUUCCUGACGCCAUCCUACCAAGUCAGCAGUGUACCCAGAGGAUUCAACAGAACAGCUGGAUUAUUUUCCUUCUCAUCAUGGCAGCCAUCUUCUGGCUCUAUCGACUUAUUAAAGUCAUUUGCAACAUUUUGAGCUAUUGGGAGAUCAGGCAGUUCUACAUCAAAGCACUGAAGAUAAGAAUGGAUGAACUAUGCAACUUCACAUGGCAGGAAGUCCAGGACCGGCUCAUCAGCCUGCAACGAGAGCAGCAAAUGUGCAUACACAAGAAAGAGCUGACAGAGCUCGACAUCUAUCACCGCAUCCUGCGAUUCAAGAACUACAUGGUGGCCAUGAUAAACAAAUCACUGCUGCCUGUGCAGCUGCAGCUUCCCCUGCUGGGCAAUGUGGUGUUCCUCACCCAGGGCCUCAAGUACAACUUUGAGCUGAUCCUUUUCUGGGGCCCCGGCUCUCUGUUUCAGAAUAAAUGGAAUUUACACCCAAAGUACAAACGGAACGGAAACCGCCUAGAGCUGGCACAGAAACUCAGUAGAGUCAUCCUGCUUAUGGGUUUGGCCAACCUGCUACUGUGUCCAUUCAUCCUAGUGUGGCAGGUGCUGUACGCUUUCUUCAGCUAUACUGAAAUAAUCAGGAGAGAACCUGGGAGUCUGGGUGCACGACGCUGGUCGCUGUAUGGUCGUUUAUACCUACGACAUUUCAAUGAGCUGGACCACGAGCUGCAUGGACGAUUAGGGCGUGCCUACAAACCAACAUCCAAAUACAUGAACUCCUUCACAUCACCGCUGCUGACAGUACUCGCUAAGAAUAUUGCAUUCUUCUCAGGCUCAGUGUUGGCUGUGCUCAUUGCACUGACAGUCUAUGAUGAGGAUGUUCUGACAGUACAGCACAUCCUGACUGCUAUCACUGUGCUAGGGGUGGUUAUCACAGUCACCAGAUCCUUCAUCCCAGAUGAGCAUAUGGUGUGGUGUCCGGAGCAGCUGCUGCAGUGUAUGCUGGCACACAUUCACUACAUGCCCGACCACUGGAGGGGAAAUGCUAACAAGAGCGAGACCCGGGAUGAGGUGGCACAGCUGUUCCAGUACAAAGCGGUGUUCAUCUUGGAGGAGUUGCUCAGUCCUAUUGUCACCCCCUUCAUUCUGAUCUUCCUGCUGAGGAACAAGUCUCUAGAGAUCAUUGACUUCUUCAGGAACUUCACUGUGGAUGUGGUUGGAGUCGGAGACAUCUGUUCCUUUGCUCAGAUGGACAUCAGGCGACAUGGAAACCCAACGUGGAUGUCUGAGGGCCAGACGGAGGCCUCUGUCUACCAACAGGCUGAAAAUGGCAAGACAGAGCUGUCUCUCAUGCAUUUCACUAUUAAGAACCCACGCUGGCAGCCACCUCAGGAGAGCUCAGUGUUUAUCAGCCAUCUAAAGGAAAAAGUGCAUCACGACGCACAGGGUGGCCCCUCCACCCAGCUUCUGCUCUCUGAGGCUCCUCUCUGCACCUCGCUGCAGUCCAAUGAGUCAGGAACGGUGCCUGAUAAUUUGUUGGCCAGUGUCUUGGCCCAUCCCAUUCUCACUGCAUCGGGACUACAAGGGCGAGACCAUCGCUUCAUCCCACCAAGCACUGCUGCUUCUGCUGCUGCCAGUGUUCUGGCCUCAUUGUCUACUUCUCAGCUUGCACAUACCAGCCGAGGCCGCUCACAUGGCCUGCUGCCAACAUCUCUACACCCCGAGAGCACCAUGUACCGUAGUGAUCGCACCAUCAUUGACAGUAUGACAUGUAGUGACAUCCGCAGUCGAAGCAACGCUCUGCAAUCAGAGUUUGCCUCAGCAGAGAUGAGUCUCCAUGCCAUCUACAUGCAUGAGCUCCACCAGCAAAGCUCCCACACACAAAGAUCUUCAGGUCAAUGGCAGAACCCAGUGCCAAUGAGAGAUCUGCACACAAAUACUGGUUACCAGGCACAUAGUGGCCUUGGUUCCAGUAUGUCCAUGCCCACUCCUGUCCACCUCGGAGGCUGGAGAGAGGAGGAGGAGGAGAAUGAAGAUGAUCAAGAGAUCAACAGUGGAUCUACUCCAAAGCAGGACACAGGGAGUAGUUGUUGAAGUGCCUUAUGUCAUUAGAGUGUUUACAUUUUACUCAACGAACAUUGUGGCCUUAGACCUUCAUGGAGAAUUUAGCAUGGACCUUUAAACACCAUUCAGCGUUUGAUGUGGGAGGAGCUCGAUGAAUAACCACUGUCUCUGCACCUCCACGCCUCCUCCUGUCACACCAGGCAGACUAUGGGAUCAGGGAAACCAUAAGUCUUCCGUCCGUUUCCUCCUGAUUUAUUCUCAUGAGCAUGUAUAGACAAACUGUAAGAAUACAGAGAAACUAUAGAGAGUGUGCAUAGGAUCGCUGUGUGAUGGCGUGCGUGGCUUAUUUUUAUUGUAGAAAAAAGGCUCAUGUGAAAGUUUGCACAACUCAUGUGUUAGUGCAUCAGAACAUUUUACAGCUGGAGUCGGAAUGAAUAUCCUGCAGUAUGGUGUCGUGCUGCAAAGACCGCACAUGUAAUUUAGCUGACUGAACAAUUCUGAUCACCUGAUCAUUCAAUAUUACAAAUUAGGCUGGUGAGUUGUAAAUACACUAUUUUGCUUUACUUCUCAUUUUAAAUGUCCACAUUUGUCCUACCACAUCUAAUCCUUGAGAAAGAUACCAAGUGUUACUAUGAUAAAGCGCUGACUGUACAGUAGCCGUACUGCUUUAACUCUGUGUGUACCAGGCACUAGCCGGACUGGGUUUAACUAAAUGUGUUUUUGAAACCAGACAUUCACAUGUUUGGAUGCUGCUGUCUGUGUUUAGUAGUCCUAAAUACAGACUUUGUUUAGUAUUAACAUAUACACAGCUGAUGUAUCAAGACAUGACUAUUUUGAAAAAAGGACUGAAAUUAUUAGCCCUUAAUGCACUUGGCAUAAAAAUCAAAUGCAGAUUUAAGAUGGAUUUUUUUUUUUAAUUUAAGCUAGAUACAAAGUCAGCUUGAUGCCUUAACAUCCAUAUAACAAUACAUAUAUUUAUAUCCAAGUUUUCUUUAUUACCUCUAUAGUAGACAAGAAAACUACCAAUACCUCUUCAGUGUAUUUACUCGUGUAAAUAUGUACUCAGUACAUUAAGGUCUCUUUUUAGUGUGCCGGCGCAUCUUGUAGCUGCAUUUGAUUUUAACAGCUGGUGCAAAUUGAAUCAAUUUUAUUUGUGUCACUUUUUCUUGCCCAACAGAUCCUUUACAUUGAAAAUUGAUUUCCAAAAAAGGUUUGGGCAGGUUUUCUGAGUAAAACAGGGUGUUAUUGCUUUUAUGAAUCUUUUUUUUUUUCAGCUUUUAAUCCAAACUGAAAGAUUAAACUUAAUCACAAGGGCUGAUGUGAGUGUGUGCAAUGCUUCUGAAGUGAUCAAUUUGAUAGUUCCUGGAGCCUUUUUAAAAUUAAGUUAAUUAGAUGAAUUAGCAGCUCUCUCAUACAUAUUUAAUUCACAUAUAUGGGUAUUAUUUAUUUGAUUUACCUCUUUAAAAAAGUAAACUGAUAUGUGAAAUUAUUUACCUUCACAGAAACUUGUAUUCUUUUUUAUGAAAGAAGCAGCAUGUGCCCUCCCCCACUAAAAGUUUAAAAAGUGUCAAUACUGAAAAACUUGUUAAAAAAAUAUUAAAAUACAAAGAUAACGUGGCCAGCAGCAUGAUGUUGAAUGUGUUUAACAAUCAGAAUAUUCUCUGACUAAAUCUGCUUGUACAUGCAGUGUGUGAAAUAUCCUUCAACCCAUUAUUACUACAUUCUUCACAGAUCACAUGACCACAGCUAUUUUCCUCCACAACUGCAGGACAGGGACUUUCUUUGUGAGCAUGUCCAUAAAAAGAGUGCGUUUAGACACCUGUGUUGUUGUUCUGACAUGAACAUGAACUUUUGCACUGACAAAAAUAACCUUUUUUAAUAUAUGCAUAUGUACAGUACCUGCAACAGUUAGAAAGGGACACCAAGUCUUUGUCCACCCUGAAUGACCUCCUCUCAUUGUAUAUAAGCAAAACAUCAGCAUCUUUUGUGUCCUCAUUAUCACCAGCAGACCACCAUGUAACACUGUGGCCAAUCACAGAAGGUUGUUCUCACCUCUGGUCAGAAAAAGCUCACCCUGCCUCAUUGUUUAACAGGGUGCCGUGGUCUGUUUGUGCAGUGAGUCUAUGUUGUAGAGACACUGGAGCUCAGCUUUGUGCACAGAGAUGAUUCGUCUCACUGUCUCCACAGUUAACACUUCACUGUCAUUUUAUUUAAAGCAGUGCCUUAGUAUUAAGGAUAAGUAUUUGCUCUUUUUAGAAGCCAUUUCAUGUCAACAUUGGAUUUUCUUUUACAUCACAGCACAUAUGUGUACAGUGUUUUUUUCUUCUUGUUUGAAAGUCAUUGUGUACAGCAUCAAGUAUGUGUUGAAGUUGUGGGUGCAGCCUGAAAACCGAUCUUUUGCAAGUCUGCUGCAUCUGACAGCACUUAUCGUGGUGUCUAAAUUUGCACUGUCCUCAAUAUCCCAAACAAGCAUGAGUUUUUGUUUUGUUUGGUGGUGUCAUCAUAGCCAACGUUCUCAUCAUACUAUGGGUUCUUCAGUGAACACCAGUCUGAGAAUCACAGUGACUGGAACAAGGUGCUAAGUUUUCAUCCUGAAAUGUUGAACUUUCUUUGUUUUGUAGGUUUUGUCUGUUUUUUUGUUGUGUACAUUAAGAAACACUAGCUGAAAAAUUAAACAUGCCAAAAGAACUUGUUUUCGGCACAGCUUUACGAUAUGUGUGUUGUUUUCUGUGAGUGAGUAGAGAGGAAAAUAAAUCUUGUUUUGAGUGUAUUUAAUCAUUUCAUGUGUGGUUGAUUAUGUGAUGUUUAUUUGAAAUAAAAAAAUCCAUUUUAA